AUGAUUUGUUUAUUUCUUCCUUUUCAAUUUUUUAAUUUUAAUUCUUUUUUAUUUUCAUUCCCUUAUCUUGGGUUUCUUUCUUUCUUUCUCUCUUUCUUUCUUAUAUUUACACUUUCCAUUCCGUCUUUUCUUUUCCUUUUUAAAUUUCUUUUACACUUUUCUUUCAUUUUUCUCUCCUUUUUUUUAGCAGCCAUUUCUUCAAUUUUCCUUCUUCCUUUUUUUUUUUUUAACCUUUUUAAAUUUCUUUUCUUUUUCUUCUUCUUCUUAUUGAUCCUUCUUCUUCUUCUUCUUCUUUUUUUUUUUAUUAUUUUAAUUAUUAUUUAUUUUACAUCUUUUAAAUUCAAUUUUGUAAAUUUUUCUUCUACUUCCGUUUUUCUUUUUUUUUUUUUAAAAAAUCUUCCUUCUUCUUCUUCUUCUUUUCUUUUUCUUCUUCUGAAAAUUUCAUUCUUCUUCUUCUUCUUCUUCUUCUUCUUCUUCUUCUUUAUUAUUUAUUAUUAUUAA
Molecule: messenger RNA, 501 nt
Organism: Acanthosepion pharaonis
Lineage: Eukaryota; Metazoa; Mollusca; Cephalopoda; Sepiida; Sepiidae
Source: the annotation of a GenBank genome assembly